This is a messenger RNA of Aureococcus anophagefferens, 564 nucleotides long. RefSeq lists its product as hypothetical. NCBI's taxonomy places the organism in Eukaryota, Pelagophyceae, Pelagomonadales, Pelagomonadaceae. Bases 1 to 564 code for a protein of 187 amino acids. The transcript has a single exon. The record is from RefSeq and is a predicted model, not a curated record.
AUGCGCAAGGCCAUGGGCUUCGCCAAGUACUCGCGGCCGAUCCGCGAGCGCGCCGUCGAGGACCCGCGCUUGAACUCGCUCGUCCGCGCGCUCCUCGGCGACGCCGACUUCGAGCUGUACCAGGACAUGGCCCUCCUGAAGCCGCCGGGCGGCGGCCGCGAGAAGCCGUGGCACCAGGACGCGGCCUACUUCAACCUGGCCGCGGACGCGCGCGUCGUCGGCUGCUGGAUCGCGCUGGACGCCGCGACGCCGGACAACGGGUGCCUCGUCUUCGAGCGCGGCGGCCACGCGCGCGGCGAGCUGCCCCACUUCCCCGUGCGCGACUACCAGCUCUGCGACGCGGAGCCGCGGCGCGACGUCGUCGCCUGCCCGCUGCCGCCCGGCGGUUUGGUGCUCUUCCACGGCCGCGUCCCCCACGGCACGGCGACGAACGCGUCGCCGCGGCCGCGGAACGCGCUCCAGCUCCACUGGGUCGCGUCGGCGACGGCGGCCCUCGUGCCCCAGGACGCGCCCGGCGGCCGCGUCGCGCGCUUCGGCGGCGCGGCCCGGGGGCUCGCCUGCUAA